AUGCUUUACCAUCUUUGUGUUCGUGCUCAUGGUGAUCAUUGUGAUCAUGGCGAUCAUGGUGAUCAUGAUGAUCAUGGUGAUCACGAUGAUCAUGAUGAUCAUGAUGAUGGUGAUGAUGAUCGUGUUCAUGAUGAUGGUGAUGAUGAUCGUGUUCAUGAUGAUGGUGAUGAUCAUCAUCAUGAUGCUCUCGGUGAUGGUCGUGAUGCUCCUCAUGAUCGUACUCAUGAUGAUGAUGAUGAUGAUGUUUAUCAUGAUCAUCAUGCUUAUCAUGGUCUUUAUCAAAACUGUGUUUUUCAUGUUCAUUAG
This is a messenger RNA of Schistosoma turkestanicum, 306 nucleotides long. The record is from the annotation of a GenBank genome assembly. NCBI's taxonomy places the organism in Eukaryota, Metazoa, Platyhelminthes, Trematoda, Strigeidida, Schistosomatidae.